CCCCUGCCUGGGGUGGGUGGGGGGGAGGAGGUGAUGCUGCCACUCUUGCAAUGAGCACGCCUGGCCUCAGCCCUGAGAUUGCAGGGGCUGAGGCAGGCAGCGGCAUCGGGUUCUGCUCCCUGCCCACGUGCAGGCAGGUUUAUAAAUAAUUAACGGUUAAUCAGGGCCGGGCCUAAUUACCCAGGGGUAACCGGAGAGGAGGUCGGGCCGGAGAGCGCAGCCCUGCUUCGGCGUCCUGCCGCGGGGCUCGGUGCGGGACAUGGCACCAUGGAGCGCAGCCGGGCAUCGCCGCUGCGUUGGAGGGGGCCCUGGAUCCUCUGCCUGCUGCCGGCGCUGGUGGGGGGUCAACCGCUGGCAGCCGGGGAGGUGGCUUACAAGGAGCAGACAGUGACGGGGGUACGGGGCCGGGCCGUGGAGCUGAGCUGCGGGCCGGCAGCGGCAUCGGCGGCGCCGGCGGUGGUCUUCUGGAGUUUCACGGGCUCGGGACCGCCAAGGGCCGUGGCGGUGGGCUCGGGCGGGGAGGCGGUGGUGGCCCCCGGCGCAGGAACGCUGGGCCGGGUGACCCUGCGCAACGGGACGCUGGAGCUGCGGGAGCUGCGGGCGGCCGCCCAGGGCCGCUUCCUCUGCCAGGGGCUCUUCCCGGAGCGGGGACGGCUCCGCGUCGGCUACGCCGCCAUCCUCCUGCGCGUCCUGGUGCCCGUUUCCAAGCCCUUCGUGCGGCCGACGGCGGCGGUGGCGCCGGAGGGGGCGGCGGUGGCCCUGACGUGCGCCGUACGGGAGGGAACGGAGCCGCUGAGCUUCUCCUGGCAGCACCGGGAGCCCCGGGGGGGUCCCUCAGCGUCCCCCGCAGGGCUGGGGGGCUCCGGGGCAGAGCUGCGCCUGACGCCCGCCAACCGCAGCCACGCCGGCUGGUACGCCUGCACCGUGCACAACGAGGUCAACAACCAUACCAGCGAGCCCGUCUACCUGGACAUCGUCUACGGCCCCGAUGAGCCGGCCAUCAGCGUGGAGCCCUUCUUCCCCGAGCAGGGGGGCUUCUCGGCGGGCGAGCGGGAGGACGUGGUGCUGAGCUGCCUGGCUCCCUCCAACCCCCCCAGCCGCUACGUCUGGCUCCACAACGGUUCCCAGGUCCACACCGGCCAGACCUACGUCAUCGCCGCCAUCGCCCGCGCCCAGGCGGGCACCUAUACCUGCCUGGCCGAAAACACCCAUCUCCAUACCCGCACCCAGGCCACCAUCGUCCUCACUGUCUACUAUCCACCAGCCGGGAGCCCCAGCUGCUCCGCCGUAGCCACCGGUGACCUGCGGGAUGUGGCCCUGCGGUGCCGCUGGCUGGGGGGCUUCCCCCCAGCACGGCUGCGCUGGGUGGGCCCCCAGGAGGAGGAGGAGGAGGAGGAGGAAGAGGGGAUGAUGGGGAGCAGUUUUUCCAUGGCUGCCAGCAUCCAGCCAGGUGCGGCCACCAGGAACGGCAGCUCCUUCUCCUGCCUGGCCUCCCACCCCGCGCUGCCACAGGGGGCUGCCUGCGGGACCACCCUCUGGGUCCCGGCCGGCGGCCCCUCCUGCGCGGCAGCGGCCACCAAGGGCGACGAGUACGUGAUGCUGCGGUGCCGGUGGGAGGGGGGGACGCCGCCGGUCACCCUGCGCUGGCACGACGGCGGGGGCCGGGCGUUGGGAGACCCCGCGCCCUCCGCCACCGUCCUGGUGCUGAGCGCCGACGGCAGCUUGGGGGGCCGGGAGUUCGUCUGCGCGGCUGCCCACCCGCUACGGGCCGCCGGCGCCGAGUGCCGCCUGCGGCUGGAGGUCCCCGAACUCGAGGCAGAGAGGAGCGAGGUGGCAGUGCUGGAGGGCAGCGAGGCGCGGUUGGCGUGCCGGCAACGCGGCGGCGGCGGCCCCGAUCUCGGUGCCGCCGUAGCUUGGUACGAUGCCAAGGAGCGGGAGGUGACGCCAGGGUUGGCCAAGUAUUGGUUAGAGCGGGGAGAAGCGUGGGUCAACCUCACCAUCCGGGAUGCCGAGUGGCCGGGAGACGGCGGGAUCUACCGCUGUGCCGCGGCCAAUGCCGUGGGCAGCGCCAGCCUCCCCGUCCGCCUCCGCGUGGACCGGUACCCGGCCCCCCCCAACGUCACCAUCAGCAAGCUGCGGUACACGCGGGCGCGCACCGAGGUGCGGCUGGAGUGGCGGACGCAGGGCACCGGCAACCUCACCGGCUUCGUGGUGCAGCGGCGCCAAGCUAAGAAACCCCCCCGCCGUGUGCCCGGCCCCUGGGAAACUGCCGCUGGCGACAUCGAGCCCCACUCCCGUGACCGGCGCCUGGGGGGGCUGGACCCGGCUGUGGUCUACGCCUUCCGCGUCCUGGCCGUCAACCACCGGACAGCCGGGCACCCCUCCGAGGUGCAGACGCCAGCUGAGCCUCCCUUCGAGGCCUACCCAGCAGUGAUGGGGGCAGCAGCGGUAGGGAUGGUGGUGGCCACCAUGGCAUCGUUCCUAGCCGUGCGCUGCGUCACCCGCCACCGGGACGCCCUCCCACGGCUGCACGACCUGCUCUUCCGCACGGCCGGUCCCGGUGCCCAGGAGCCCAUCGGCGUGCCAGAGGAUGCCGAAACAGCCGCAAGCAGGGACGACGGAGCAGCAGCACCGGCACCAGAAGACCCGGCUGCCCCCGGCGCAGCAGCAGAGCCGCGCUCGGCACCGCCGGACACCACCGACGACCAGCCGGUUAACGUCACCAUCACCGUGACAGCGACGCCAUAACCUCCGUUUCCAUUUUCUCCCCUUGUUUCACAUCCCGGGACCGUGGCGCUCACCCAUGCCGCAUCCCGCUUGUUCCUUCCUAUUAAUAAAGACGGGAAGGGUGGAUGCAUCUCCCAAGCCUCAGCUCCUACGGUGCUGCCGAAGUCAAAACUCAGCAGCUGGAAAAAUAUCCGCGAUCCAGACCUGGCACAAAAAUUUGGGGCUGGUGGCAAAGGGGGUUUGCUUCUUUAAAAUAUUUAAAAAGGGUUUUCUAACCCCCAAAAAGUACGGAGGACCGUUGAAAUCGUGAUACAGCCCAGGCAGUAAGAAAUGUGGGAGGCUUCGCCAAAAAGCUCACACCAGGUUUUACCCAUGGCUAUAAAAAGCAGCACAGCCCAAGCAUGAGGAUGAGCCUGCUGGCACCUGGCAAUAGCCCCUCCAGCUCAGCUUCGAGACUUCAGUUACUUCUGGAGCUAAAAUAAACUUUUAGGCUAAAAUAAAUAUUUUCUCACUGAUGGGGAAAAAACCCAAGGGCCAAAGCUCCGCUCUCAGCCCAAGGGCUUGCGUCGGCUGUGGUCGUGGAUGCUGUUUUGGGACCAUGCUGAAUUUUAUGCGGUGCUAAGAAAGGACAAAGCUGUGGUGGGGUGGGGAAGGAGUCCUCGUCUUCACCCCAAACUCCCCAUUUUCAGGCCAAACUGCAGGAUGUUAAAAAUAGCGAUUAGUGAUGGUUUUUCCCCAUGUUGGUGCAAGCAGUGAGGGAGGCGGGGGCCAAGGAAAGGGCCAAGCGGUCCCCAGCUUUCCCUGGCCUUCGUCUUCUUGUGUGCGUGAUAAACGAGAGCAUCUCUGGCCAUUUUCUCCUGUAUUUGGUUAAUAACCUGUUGGGAAGUAUCGAGUGAUGAGAACCAACCUCACUUCAGUGCUCGUGGAGUAUCAAUCCCCUCUCCUGCCAUUAAAGCAGCAUCACACUCUCUAUCAAACCACCCCCCAAAAUAACCACCCUACCCCAACCCCCUGCAAAAUCAGCAU
Messenger RNA from Aquila chrysaetos chrysaetos, 3753 nucleotides. RefSeq names its product V-set and immunoglobulin domain containing 10 like 2 (gene VSIG10L2). Gene Ontology annotation, cellular component: cell-cell junction. NCBI's taxonomy places the organism in Eukaryota, Metazoa, Chordata, Aves, Accipitriformes, Accipitridae. Gene Ontology annotation, biological process: cell-cell adhesion. Gene Ontology annotation, molecular function: cell adhesion molecule binding. The record is from RefSeq and is a predicted model, not a curated record.